Rhinichthys klamathensis goyatoka is the source of this 3123-nucleotide messenger RNA. RefSeq names its product SKI family transcriptional corepressor 2 (gene skor2). Gene Ontology annotation, cellular component: nucleus; transcription regulator complex. Bases 391 to 2559 code for a protein of 722 amino acids. The record is from RefSeq and is a predicted model, not a curated record. The transcript is spliced from 10 exons. Gene Ontology annotation, molecular function: SMAD binding; RNA polymerase II cis-regulatory region sequence-specific DNA binding; DNA-binding transcription factor activity, RNA polymerase II-specific. Gene Ontology annotation, biological process: negative regulation of BMP signaling pathway; negative regulation of transcription by RNA polymerase II. Lineage: Eukaryota; Metazoa; Chordata; Actinopteri; Cypriniformes; Leuciscidae.
GAGCGCAUUUCUCGCGCUCGUCUCCAGAGCCGCACGAGCGCAGUGCACUACAGCACAUACCUGUAUAUUUGACUCAGAGUGACUCAAUAGACCACAUGAGCACAACAGCAUCAGUCCACUGUCAGCCAUAGACCUGCAUUUACACAGGUUUUACUUGGAAUAUCUUACAAAAACGCAGGAAGCGCGCGUCGCAUCCCCUCGAUGAGCAGCCGCGCGCGCUGUCAGCAACACGAGCGCGAGACACGUCGCUAUAUCGAGGGAUUGACUGAUGCUGAAGAGGCUGAAAGCUAGAAAACACAUUCCCUCGAGCGUUGCAUACGACGAACAUCUCCAGUCAGUGGUCUCCAAAGAUUGCAAAAGAGUCUUCUGCCUGGACCGAACACCAUUGUGAUGGCCACCCCACCGAGUUCAUUUCAGCAGGAGCCCCUCACGCCUCCAAGAUCCUCCCUCAAGCCCAACCAAGUGGGGUCGGUCAUCCUCUACGGGGUGCCUAUUGUCUCGCUGGUCAUUGACCAUCAAGAGCGGUUAUGCCUGGCUCAGAUAUCCAACACCCUGCUAAAGAACUACAGCUACAAUGAGAUCCACAACCGUCGAGUGGCUCUGGGCAUCACCUGCGUGCAGUGCACCCCGGUCCAGCUCGAGAUCCUCCGGCGGGCCGGUGCCAUGCCCAUUUCCUCGCGCCGCUGUGGCAUGAUCACCAAACGCGAGGCAGAGCGACUUUGCAAGUCUUUCCUGGGAGAGAAUUCUCCACCCAAGCUGCCAGACAACUUUGCGUUCGACGUGAUGCAUGAAUGUGCUUGGGGCUGCCGGGGAAGUUUCAUCCCAGCGCGCUACAACAGCUCCCGGGCCAAAUGCAUCAAGUGCUCCUACUGUAAUAUGUACUUCUCCCCGAACAAAUUCAUCUUCCACUCACACCGCACGCCCGAGGCCAAGUACACGCAGCCGGACGCCGCCAACUUCAACUCCUGGCGUCGGCACCUCAAACUGACAGACAAAACGCCACAGGACGACCUGAUGUUCGCCUGGGAGGAUGUAAAAGCCAUGUUCAACGGAGGGAGUCGCAAGAGGGCUCUUCCCUCCUCUCACUGCUCGUCCAUGGGUUCGGUCAAGGCCGUGAACUCGGUCCUGCCCCACAUGAUCUCUCCGGAGUUAUCCCAGAAGAGAGGCCGGUAUGAGGACGAUGAUGAUUUAGACAGCAACAGCCUCUCGCCUCGAAAAGCCCCUCGCAGUUACCCGGUCAUUCCAGUCCCGAGCAAAGGUUUCGGGAUGUUGCAGAAGUUCCCAACUACGUCGCUAUUCCCAAGUCCAUACACCUUUCCUGCAUUCGGUCUGUGCCCGCAGAAGAAGGACGACAGCGAGGCGACCAACGGGCAGAAGAACAGCGGCCUCUCAGGGCUUCUCUGGCCCGGACGCAAGGACACUUUCUACCCGCCCUUCUGCAUGUUCUGGCCCCCGAGGGCAACCGGGGGCAUCCCGGUACCCACUUACCUGCAACCCCAACCCAACGCCCUUUCCUCCCUCACAGAAAGCCCGUCUCUCAGACAAGCCUUUUUGGAUCUGUCUGAACAGGCCGAUGCCAGUUCGGGAUUGGACGCGAACCCCCGGUCCGGGCUGUUCGAGAGCGACUCCCUGCCCGUGACCUCGGACCUGCGACCGGCCCCGGAGGGCUGGCUAAAGCUGCUGGACGCGCCCUCGCUUCAAGCGCGAAAGGCCAGCUACCACUCCGCCUUCCGCCCCGUGGUCAAAGACGCCGAAAGCAUCGCCAAACUCCACGGCAGCCUGGAGGACUUCGGGACGGAUCGGCACCUUUCCCCCGGGACCAGCUGCAGCUACCAAAGCGACAGCGGGGAAAGCGACGAGGAGCAAGAAGUGGAUGUGGAGACCAAACAGGACGAGGAACAGGAGGAUUUCGGCAGCCGGUCAGCGCAGACGCCCCCCCUGCACAUGCGAGGACUUCCCGACAACAACUCUGGGGAUCCGGCCAAAGAGCAAGCCUCCUUCCUGAGCGUUCCCGCCGAGACCUCAGAGGACAAACCCGACCUCCCCGUCAGUCCGCCCACCGUCCUCAAAGUCCCCAGCCCCGUUCACGGCCCGCUGGAGGAGAGCGCCGCGUACAGAAAUGCGCACAAGAGCAGAGACGAUGGGCUGCCGGCCUAUGCAACCAAAAACAAAACAACCAUCUCAGACGACAACAAAGAGCAAAGCAGUUUUUUCGUCCCCGAGACAGAAACCUCGUCCGCACCCGAAUUCUGGCGAGAGACUCCAACAGACCAAAGUCAAGACACAAACUCUCCCGUAUCGCUCAAGAAGGACGUCGAGAACAUGGAAAAAGAGGAGCUCCAGAAAGUUCUCCUUGAACAGAUAGACUUACGGAGGAGACUGGAGCAGGAGUUUCACGCUCUGAAAGGCAGCUCUCCGUUCCCGGUUUUCCAUAACUUUCAGGACCAAAUGAAGAGAGAACUGGCUUACAGGGAAGAAAUGGUGCAACAGUUACAGAUGAUUCCCUAUGCAAACAUCAUUAGAAAAGAAAAGGUCGGGGCGCAUCUUAACAAAAGCUAAAUGGUAAAUUCAUCUGAAACAAAAUCAAGCUGCUCUCGACAACUUUUUACACUCUGAGGAUAAAUCAAAUCAUCCCAAUCUCAAGCACAACGAAAGGAACCUCUUCACCGGAUGUUGGACGUUGUCAUUGAUAAACCUGAGCGACGUCCAUCUCUCCGACGAAACCAAACGCCAUCAGCGAACGGACACACAGUCAUGCAUCUACCAAUGAUCUCGAGUUCCUUUGACAUAUUUCCUGUACAGUAACCCCACUUUGAUUAUUUAUGAACUUAAGUUUAUUUAUUCCCCAUGCGCUGUACAGUUCUCUUAGCUCUAGGCUGUAAAUGUACAUAUGCGGAGGUCAAUGUGAAGGGAACGGUUGCUCUGUACCGUGGCUGAAGUCUGAGAGCGAUCGGAACGUCUGCAAACCUUUCUCGUUUUGCCUGUUUAAAUACAACACUGACAUAAACACCAGUUUAAAAAAUGUUAUUGUUAACUGUUCAUGCAAAUGUAUUUAAAUAUGUUCUUGUAGUUUCUCUACUAUUUAUGUGGAUAAUUAAAGUCUAUAAGAUGAAAAAGACUGAC